Molecule: messenger RNA, 1935 nt
Organism: Clonostachys rhizophaga
Lineage: Eukaryota; Fungi; Ascomycota; Sordariomycetes; Hypocreales; Bionectriaceae
Source: the annotation of a GenBank genome assembly
AUGGCCGAUCAUACUCCUGUCUCAUCAUCUUCCACCACGGGUUUCUUCCAACAACUGCCGAAGGUCCUGCCACAAUACACAUCUGGAGCCUCUAUUACCAAUUCAAGCGAAUUCACCGACGAUGCGGUCCUCAAUCGACUCAUAAAGCAGUACUUGCCUCCGAUAGGCCAGAAGAAUGUUGGCAAAGCAAUGCAUGACAUGUCACGACUUGUUCUGACGCCUGAAAUUCUCAACCACGCAGUCGAGGCCGAGACGGUAACCCCCUACUUGCGGCCGCUCACAACCUUUGGCGAGAUCAAUCAGAAUGACCCUCUUGUCACUUGCCAAGGCUGGAAGGCUCUCAAGGCUGUCGGGAUACAGUCUGGAGUUGUUUCAAGUGCCUAUGAUGGCUCUGUCACCUCGUACAAUCGCCGAUUGCACCAAUUCUUGCUCAACCAUACUUGGCACCAUACGUCUACCCUGACGAUGUGUCCGAUGACCAUGACGGACGGGGCUGCCAGCCUGAUCUCAAAGCAUCUGCAAGACGAAGAUGGCGAUCAGCCAGGGCGGCUCGCGGUUCUCAAAGAGUACUACCGUCGUCUGACUACCGACGAUCAGGUUGAAGCAUGGACUAGUGGUCAGUGGAUGACUGAGAGGUCCGGGGGUAGUGAUGUGAGAGGCACCGAGACUGUUGCCACCAGAUUGAGCCUUGAGGCUAGUCAAGAAGGCCAAGAUAGUCUUGGCCAGCCUCUGGGUCCAUGGAGCAUUGAUGGCUUCAAGUGGUUCAGCAGUGCCACCGACUCGGAUAUGACGAUGCUUCUAGCCCAGACGUCCAAAGGCCUCAGCGCUUUCGUCGUUCCUAUGCGUCGCAAGGCCGGGAAUGGAACCCGGCUCAACGGAAUUCGCAUAUCGAGACUCAAGAACAAGAUGGGAACCAAAGGCCUCCCUACCGCCGAGCUAGAACUGAAAGGUACUCGUGGCUGGCUCCUUGGGCAAGAAGGGAAGGGUAUUCGAGAAAUCUCUACGAUCCUCAAUAUCACGCGCCUCCACACCGGUGCUGGCAGUGUAUCGUACUGGUCCCGGGGCCUUGCUGUGAGUAGGGCUUACACAAAGGCUCGUAAGGUCCGCGGUGCCUACUUGUACGAGAAUCUGCAACACAACUACUGGAUGGCGGGCGAGACAGUGAAGUACUGGGGUGCGAUCUCUCUGACGUUCUUUGGAGUAGCUUUGUUAGGCUGCAAUGAGCAGGGUGUCGGUGUUAUGGGGGGAACUCCAAGUGCGGCAUUGAUUCCCAAUGAUGAAACUGCAAGAGAUCUCCUCAGGCUUCUAACGCCGGUCAUCAAAGCACAACUCAGCAUGGCUGGAGUAGCCGGUAUCCGCGCUAACAUGGAAUGCCUCGGAGGAGUUGGAUACUGUGAAAAUCAGGAGGAUGGAGGCAUACUGAACCUUGCCAAGAUCUUCCGGGACUCUGUUGUGCAGACCAUCUGGGAAGGUACCGUGAGCGUUAUGGCCGAUGAUGUCGGACGUGUGCUGAGGGACAAGCGCAUUGCUAAGGGGCGGAUUAUCGAGGAUGUAUUUGCUCCGUGGGUGAAGAGAGGUUUGAAUUCCUGUUCUCAGAAGUUCUCUACGGAAUGUGCCGCGGUUCAGAAGAGACUUGACGCUCUUCUUCAAUUGGUGUCGCGUGUCAAGACCAACCCUCAACAGCUUGAGUACAGUGGAAGAUGGCUUCUGGAUCACAUCGAGGUGAUUGCUACGGCCGUCCUUUUACUUCAUGAUGCUAACACAGAUAACGAUGAGGUCGCAUGCCACAUUGCACGCCGGUAUGUCUCAUCCAAGGUAUCCGAAGAUAAUCUGAAGCAAGGAGGUGAUAUCGAUUGGGCGGCUGAGGCAAUCAUGGAUCGCAAGAUUUUCCUGGGUGUGAACUUUGUGCCCAGUCCCAUUGAACCAAAGCUCUGA